CCUAGAUUCCCAAAACAUGUUGACACCCGGUUCAGCUACAUGACAGAGACGCAAUCUGCGUUGUCUAAGAAUCUAAACAACAAGAGUUACAGGUCUUCAAGUAAACAUGGAUUACAGGUAGACCAAUCACAGGCUUUCCUUGAGCACUUAUGAUGUCAUCAGCAUCUGCUGGUGGAGGAGGAAGUGUUGUCAUGGAGACGUCUAACUUCGCCCAUGUCAUCUUCCAGAAUGUUGGGAAAAGCUUCCUCCCGCAGGCAGCGCUUGAAUGUCAUUACACACUCACCCCCUUCAUCACCCCACAUCCCAAAGACUGGGUUGGCAUCUUUAAGGUGGGCUGGAGCAGUGCAAGAGACUACUACACAUUCCUCUGGUCUCCCAUGCCUGAAAACUACACUGAGGGAUCCACUGUUCAUCGAACCAUCAUCUUUCAGGGUUAUUAUGUUCCCCGUAGUGAUGGUGAGUUUUAUCAGUUCUGCUACGUCACACACACGGGUGAAAUCAGAGGUGCGAGCACGCCAUUCCAGUUCCGCCCAGCCACGCCCACAGGGGAGGAGCUACUGACAGUGGAAGAUGAUGGGAACUCAGACAUACUGGUUGUGACGACAAAGACCGGACUACUUGAGCAGCGUGUAGAAGAAGUUCAACAGGAGUGCAAAGAACUGCAGAAAGCACUACGCCUCCUCACACAGGAGAGAGAUCAGCUACAGGAGAGACAGAGACAACAGAACCAGGAGCUGCAGAAAGGCCUGCGUGAGGAGAAGGAGGAGGCUCAAGCCAGAGUGAGACAACUUGAACAGGACCUGCUAGAAAUCACGCAAAAAUCUGUUCUUAAAGAGACCGAACUGGACUGUUUAACAGACAGGCUGCAGAAGGUGAUUUCUGAGCGGGACAGUCUACAAACUCAACUGAAGAAUGAGAGAGAUGAGAGGGAGCUUUACAAAUCCCACGUGCGAAGCGCCGAGCUGGAAAACACUAAACUCAGUGCAGAGCUGCAGAUGCUGAAGGCAGUGGAGCUGAACAGGGAGGUCACCAUCGCACAGUACCAGGAUGAACUACACAGACUACGCACAGAGAGAGACACACAUCCCACUGAUGCCGGCCUGAAAGUGCAGUUGCGUGAAGCUGAGGAGCAGCUCCAGGCCACACGGCAGCAGGCAGCCAUGUUGGGUUCUGAGUUACGUGAUGCCUCCGGUGGGCGAGAUCGCACCAUGGCUGAGCUGUACCGUGCCCGUCAGGAGACAGAAGACCUACGAGCCUAUUUAGCUGAAGCCCAGGAAGAAUGCAGACAUGCUCAGAAUCAGCUUGACAGGAUGAGAAGCCAGGCAUCACAGGAAGUGGGCAGGGCUGGAGGUGGAGUGGGUGUGGUUUCAGAGCUGGAGGCGGAGCUACAAAAGGAGGUUGAGGAACUAAAGCUGCGUCUGAAUAUGGCUGCAGAGCACUACAAAGAGAAAUACAGAGAGUGCCAACGUUUGCGAAGACAAGUCACCAAACUGACCCAGCAACAGGGGGUGAGUAACCGAAAUUAUGGCUUUACCCAGUUGUAAACUGAAAUCGCCGACAAAUGCCCGAAAUCGGGGGCAAAUCGGUAUACCGGGAGACUGGGAGUUGAAGGUAGACCUGGACAGGAUGGGAUGGAAGAGAAAAAAGAGGAGGAGGAUGACGAAGAUGAAGAGGAGGAGGAAGACGAGUGCAGCGUGUCAGUCGAAGCUGAGCUUGCCUGCAUGGAGGAGAAAUGGAGAGAGCAGUGCACCAUCAAUGAAAACCUGAAACUCCUGCUAGCCAGUGAGGAGCAGCGGUUUAAAACUCAGGUGGCAGAGAAGGACAGAGAGGUGUCAGCGCUGAGGGAGAGUCUUGUGGUGGUGACCAGGGAAAAAGAGAGACUGGAAAAGGAGUUGCGGCAGUGUAUGAACAGAGUGGAGGCAGCAGGGUGUCGGAGGUCAGAGGUCAGAGAGCCAAUGAUGCUGCGUUACCCACUGCCGUAUCCACAAGACCAACCUCCACUUCCACUGGUACCCCAACAACCUGCUGAACUGCAGUACGGAAACCCCUAUUCAGAGCAAGAGACCCGGGAUGGAGCAGAUGGGGCAUUAUCCCCAGAACAGACCUGCCGGCCCCCUCCUUUGGCUCCACCGCCAUGGGGUGGUCCUGUGGUCUGCAGUCAGCCAUCACGCAGUCUCAGCCCCCCUGAUGGCCUGGAGAAUCCCGCUGAAGAGAGGCCUAAUGGAGGUGAUGGUGAGGCCCCUGCAGUCUGCGAUCAUCAGAGCCUGGAAUCUAACGAGAGCCAUACCAGCUUCUGCUUUGACACCAGACCUGAUGUUCAUAAGCGGUGUCCCCUGUGUGAGGUGAUCUUCCCACCGCACUUUGAGCAAAGCAGUUUUGAACACCACGUGGAGUCUCACUGGAGGGUAUGUCCUGUCUGCAGCGAGCAGUUUCCUCUGGACUGCCAGCAGCAUCUCUACGAAAAGCAUGUGCACACACACUUUGAUGAAAAUGUUCUGAACUUUGAUAACUUUGAUUAGAGAGGAAAAUAUUUAUUUGAUUCUGGUUCAAUAUAAAACGCCUCAGGUGAUUCGGGGGCUUCAGUGUUAUUUUUUUUUUUUUCAAAACACGCUGAUGUUGUCACUUUGUCGUAACCGCUGCACAACUCAUGCCAGGAGGGCUUGCUAUCGGAAUAUUUGAUUUGCACAUAGACAAGCAUUAAUUCAGAUAUUUAAGCUUCUAAAGGACAUAAUACUAUAAUAAUGGUCUUCAGGUGUAACAGACAUGUAAAAAAAUAAAAUAAAAAGCACUUUUUAGUUUAAAAUGUUGUGCACUACUGUAAAACUGAUUGCGCUUUAAAAUGAGAGCAGAUAGCUCUAGGUUGUUGUUUAUGAAAAUGUAGACUUCAUUUUGAAGGACCAAUGAUGCAAUGAUGUAUAUGUUUAUUUAGCCAAAAGGAGAUGGCCAAAAUUAAUAAAGCCAAAUCACUAAAAUUACUCUAAAAUCGUUACCUCAGAGACAUUGAAUGCUUUAUGUGUGAAAAACAGUCACUAAAAGACUAAUUUAAAGGGAUAGUUCACCUAAAAAUGGAAGUUCUGUCACCAUUUAAUCACCCUCAUUUUGUUCUAAAACCAUAUAACAUUCUUCUGUGAAACUAAUUGCUGGUUGUGCUUCAAAUGCAAUUACAAUAAAUGUGGACUGGAGCUUUUAAGUUUCAGAAAAGAUGUAAAAGCUCCAUAAAAAAUAUCAUAAAAUCUUUUUAAGUUGAGCCAAUGAACUGAAUUAUGGAAGCCUGCUUCUGCCACAGUUUUGAACUCACAAUUCUGAGAAGAAAAAGAAUUGUGAGAAAAGAAGUGGCAGAAACAAGCUUCCAUACUGAAUCAGUUUAAUUUGUGAAUGAAUUGUUUAGUGGCUCAACCAAUUCAUUUAGGAAGGUUGAAAACUCCAGUCUCCAUUUAUUCUACUAGUAGUUCCUUUAAAUAAUCCAAUUAUUAUUAAAAAAAAAAAGUUAUUCUGUGCGAUGACAUUUGUUUUUAAGUGAACUAUUUCUUGAAGCUCAGCUAAAAUGACCAAGUAACUCAAUCCAGAGCCAGUGUGCUAAAUCAAUGGCUGUGCAACUUUUCAGUGCAUCAUUGGUUCAAACAUCUUGCAUCGAACAACUUAAAACAUUUAGUUUCAGCAUUAUAUCCAUCACACAUUCCUGCUUGAAAUCCAUUUAUCCAACACAGCUGAUGCUUCCCACUGUAAGUGUGCCAGGAAGUUUAACUUAGGGUUGCUCUGUGGUUGUGUGUAUCAAGUGUGUUUAUUAAUAAAGAAUGCUACAGCUCAAGUUCAUUAAACUGAACAUUUGUCCUUGUAUCAGCAAAUCAUUACACAACAGAACAGUCAUUACAUCAACACUCUAUGGACAAUAAAACACAGAAACGGGCAGCGCACUUGUUUGCUUUUCUUUAUUUUUGUACCAUUGUCCUAAAGUUUACAUUGCAGCUUGAGGAUAAAGACGUCUCAAAAGAGUCUCUCGUUCGCUCACACAAACACACAUUAUAUGUCGUCUCACAUACAAAUUGCCUCGGUUCCACAAAACAUUUUCCACAAAAACAUACAGUACGAAAAUAUAAUUUCAAAAGCACUUUACAAAAGACUUGCAAUACGAUACAUUCACUAAUAUAGUAUAUUAAACUCCCUCCAAAAUAAAUGCAUCUCCAUCACAUUACUAGGUGUAAGGAGUCACUCGGAUCCUAUCCAAUAAAAUCAUGCUUAACAGGUUCUAGUUUGCAUGUCGAAGCUGAGACCAAAUGACUCCUUAGCCAAAGAGAGGUACAAAUGUGGUUACUGGUACAUCGUCCAAAAAUACACACACACACAAACAAACA
Messenger RNA from Sinocyclocheilus anshuiensis, 4352 nucleotides. RefSeq names its product tax1-binding protein 1 homolog A-like. The record is from RefSeq and is a predicted model, not a curated record. The transcript is spliced from 16 exons. Lineage: Eukaryota; Metazoa; Chordata; Actinopteri; Cypriniformes; Cyprinidae.